ACACCACCUCCCACUACCCCAUCUAACACUACGCCAUCUCCCACUACACCACCUCCCACUACACCAUCUAACACUACACCACCUCCCACUACACCACCUCCCUCUACACCAUCCACCACUACACCACCUCCCACUACACCAUCUAACACUACACCGCCAUCCACUACACUAUGUAACACUACACUACCUCCCACUACGCCAUCUCACACUACACUAACUCCCACUACACCAUUCAACGCUGCACCACCUCCCAGUACACCAUCCAACACUCCACUUCUUGCCACUACACCAUCCAACACUACACCACCUCCCUCUACACCAUCUAACACUACACCACCUCCCUCUACACCAUCUAACACUACACCAACUCCCUCUACACCAUCUAACACUACACUGCCUCUCACUACACCAUCUAACACUACACCACCUACCACUACAUCAUCUAACACUACACCAACUCCCACUGCACCAUAUCCCACUACAUUACCUCCCACUACGCCAUCUAACACUACACUGCCUCUCACAACGCCAUCUAACACUACACUACCUCUCACUACACCAUCUAACACUACACCACCUCCCUCUACAUCAUCUAACACUACACCACCUCCCACUACACCAUCUAACACUACACAACCUCCCACUACACCAUCCAGCACUACACUUCUUGCCACUACACCGUCCAACACUACACUGCCUCUCACUACAUCAUCUAACACUACACCGCCACCCACUACGCCAUCUAACACUACACUGUCUCCCACUACAUCAUCUAACACUACACCGCUACCCACUACGCCAUCUAACACGACACUGCCUCCCACUACACCACCUCCCACUACACUCAACAAUGUUCCUGGCUAUCGUCGUGCUGGCAGCUCUGAUGGUUCUUCCCCAAGUGGAAGGUGGUUGCUGGGAGACCUGGAGCAGAUACACUGGCUGGAGUUCCUGGGGUACUGGGAGACUUUGGAAGUCCUGCAGCGACCGUUCUAA
This is a messenger RNA of Haliotis rufescens (red abalone), 993 nucleotides long. RefSeq names its product mucin-2-like. The record is from RefSeq and is a predicted model, not a curated record. Lineage: Eukaryota; Metazoa; Mollusca; Gastropoda; Lepetellida; Haliotidae. The transcript is spliced from 3 exons. The annotation marks the transcript as partial.